CUGCACUCCGGGCAGCGGCACACCGAGCUGGACUCCGGGCAGCGGCACACCAAGCUGGACUCCGGUCAGCGGCACACCGAGCUGGACUCCGGUCUGCGGCACACCGAGCUGGACUCCGGUCAGCGGCACACCGAGCUGGACUCCGGUCAGCGGCACACCGAGCUGGACUCCGGUCAGCGGCACACCGAGCUGGACUCCGGGCAGAGGCACACCGAGCUGGACUCCGGGCAGAGGCACACCGAGCUGGACUCCGGGCAGAGGCACACCGAACUGGGUAGAGGCAUCAGGCUGGGUAGAGGCAUCAGGCUGAAUUGUGGGCACCGAGGCACCAGGCUGCACCACGGAAGGCAGGCUGACCGGUUUGGAUACUGGCAGGAUGGUAUUGGUUGGAAAGAACUUUCGCCUUUUCUUGGUUUUAGUUACCGGAGCACUGUAAGUAAGCGCAGGUUUGUAAACGGAUGGAGCAGCUGGAGACAGAGAAGAGCUGGAGGAUGGAACAGGGGAGGGAACAGUUGCUACAGAGGGCUUCUUUACAGGGUUAAAGGCAGGAUAGGUGCAGCGAGUGGGAACAGGGUACUGACAUGCGGUAGACAGCAGGGUAUACUGGGCUGUAACUGGAGGUGCUGUUGGGAAUGCAGGAAUAGAGCUUUGAAGAAAUAGAUUAGAAGCAGGACUGGGUUUUUGCAAGCUGACUGAGGCUGGGUGCAACAAGUCUGACCAUGUCUGCAGUAUGGUUUGAACAAAGCUCAGCUUACACAAAGCCUGUCUGACCAAAGACUGCACUGCGUUUAUACAAUCCCUUAAUACUUGUGGUGAACAUGCAGCAUAAUGCUCCAAGAAGCAAUCCACAUCAUCCUCUAAUAACCAUACCAGGGACUCUACCUGGUCUGCACUAAAUGGUGGCAAAAAGUAAUUCCUGCUUUCAGGGGUACCAGAUGAAGCCAACUCUACACAAACCUGAAUCAAAGGUUGCACCUCAGAGAACUCUGUGCCCUGAUCUACUAGAACAUGAGCGAUCCGUAUACAUUCUAGCAGUUGAUCCCGGGUAUACUCCCUCAGAGUCUGAUAAGCAUAUUCUCUGUCAUCAAAAACCAGCAGCGACAAAAUACACAACCUCAUCAAGAUCCAUCCUUCCCA
This is a messenger RNA of Staurois parvus, 1137 nucleotides long. Lineage: Eukaryota; Metazoa; Chordata; Amphibia; Anura; Ranidae. The record is from the annotation of a GenBank genome assembly.